AAGGGAAGGAGGAAGCCGCCAUCUUGUCGUCGCGUCGCCGCCGCCAUAGUCCGGAGCAGACCGACCGACGGAGGAGGAGGAGGCGAGGGGAAGAGGCGCCCAGCGAGAGCGGAGGCCGGCGAGGCGCGGCCCGGCCCGGCGAGGCUAGCGGCGGCGACUGAACUGAGUGACUUUGAAUAGAACUCCAGUUUGCCAGAAGACUUUUUAAAGGAGGAGUUCCGCAGUGCAUCAGCGCAAGUGACUGCUUUACUUCUGAGUGACUUUACAGGUGCUUGCCUGCAUUGCAAUAAGACUCGUAUAUUGAGCAGGACAUUAUUUAUCUCUUCAUCUUGGAGAGCCUAAUAAACUGUUAUUACAGUUUCUGUACUCACUUUCAAAGCUUUGGAGUCAAGAAAGACAUCUUUAUAAAGCAGAACAUGAGUACGGCCAGAACAGAGAACCCUGUUAUAAUGGGUCUCUCCAGUCAAAAUGGACAGUUGAGGGGCCCAGUAAAACCCAGCAGUGGCCCAGGAGGCGGGGGAACACAGGCUCAGCAGCAGAUGAACCAGCUGAAACAUCCCAACACGAUCAACAAUGGCACUCAGCAGCAAGCCCAGGGUAUGCCCUCCACUCUCAAACCUGGCGAUGACUGGAAGAAGACUUUAAAACUCCCUCCAAAAGAUCUGCGGAUCAAAACUUCGGAUGUGACCUCCACUAAAGGAAAUGAGUUUGAAGAUUACUGUCUGAAACGGGAGUUGCUGAUGGGAAUUUUUGAAAUGGGCUGGGAAAAGCCAUCUCCAAUUCAGGAGGAGAGCAUUCCCAUAGCUCUGUCUGGGAGGGACAUCUUGGCAAGAGCAAAGAAUGGAACUGGCAAGAGUGGUGCCUACCUCAUUCCCUUACUUGAACGACUUGACUUAAAAAAGGACAACAUACAAGCAAUGGUGAUCGUCCCCACGCGGGAGCUUGCCCUGCAGGUCAGCCAGAUCUGCAUCCAGGUCAGCAAGCACAUGGGAGGGGCAAAAGUGAUGGCAACCACAGGAGGAACCAACCUGCGUGAUGACAUCAUGAGGCUAGAUGAUACAGUGCAUGUGGUGAUAGCUACACCAGGGAGGAUCCUGGACCUUAUCAAGAAAGGAGUGGCAAAAGUGGACCAUGUCCAGAUGAUUGUUCUCGAUGAGGCAGACAAGUUGUUGUCCCAAGAUUUUGUUCAAAUAAUGGAGGACAUUAUUCUCACGCUACCUAAAAACAGGCAGAUCUUGCUAUACUCAGCCACUUUCCCUCUAAGUGUACAGAAGUUUAUGAAUUCCCACUUGCAGAAACCUUAUGAGAUUAACUUGAUGGAAGAGCUGACACUGAAGGGAGUUACCCAGUACUACGCCUAUGUUACUGAGCGCCAGAAAGUGCAUUGCCUCAACACGUUAUUCUCCAGGCUCCAAAUUAACCAAUCGAUCAUUUUCUGCAACUCUUCCCAACGGGUUGAACUGCUAGCCAAGAAAAUCUCCCAGCUGGGAUAUUCAUGCUUCUACAUUCAUGCAAAGAUGAGGCAGGAGCACCGCAAUCGAGUGUUCCAUGAUUUCCGGAAUGGCUUAUGCCGCAAUCUUGUUUGCACUGAUCUGUUUACCCGAGGUAUUGAUAUCCAAGCUGUGAAUGUUGUGAUAAACUUUGAUUUUCCAAAGCUGGCAGAGACUUAUCUCCACCGUAUUGGCAGGUCAGGUCGAUUUGGCCAUCUCGGCCUCGCCAUCAACUUGAUCACCUAUGAUGAUCGAUUCAACCUGAAAAGUAUUGAAGAGCAGCUGGGGACAGAAAUCAAACCCAUUCCCAGCAACAUUGACAAGAGCCUGUAUGUGGCGGAAUACCACAGUGAGCCUGUCGAGGAGGAGAAACCUUAACUGCUGCGCUUUGCUCAAGCACAGAAGCUAAAGCCCAUUGAUCCGGAUAUGUGACACGUUGUUUCUUUGGGGAUGCCCUUCUCUUUAUGGGUUUUUCAUCUUUUCAUUUUGGAUAUGUGAAGAUUAAAGAGCUUUUUUUUUCCCUUUUAAAAAAUUCUGGCUGUGAGGAAGAAAGCAGAAGAUAGGAAGGAAAUACUUUUUUUGUUUUCCCACUUGUUUGCACUGUGUGCUGACUGAAAUUAGUUGCACUAACUGCUGGUUUUAAUUUCUUUCUUUGUGGAGAAGAAGAACUCUGAAAAGAGGAGACUCCCAAACACAAGCUUGACUGCAGUUUCCAGUUCCCCUCCAGCCGCCUGACUGAGUGCAUUUCAACUUCUCCCUGGCUCCUCACCUGUCUUUAAGCGAAAGAGCUUGUUCCUUAUUUGUGCAAAGUGCCUUAUGCUACGAGACCCUUCAGAACAUCACCUUCAGACAGCCCACGGAGUCAUUUGGGUUCUGGUCACAGUUUCUCCCACCUCCCCUCCUUUCCUUCUUCCCCCUUCAAACAAGCUGGGCUGGGAUGUAACACUUGUCAGUAAUACUUUUUUGUUUAACCUUUUUUAAAAAAAAAAAUCAAAUGGAGGAGUUGAGAUGCAGUUGCAGUUCACCCACCUUGUAAAUACGUGUAUUUAAACAAAAAGAAACCUGGAACAUCUGGGUUGAUUCAGUGCGACAUCAGCACUCCAGGAGGAAAGCGCCACUUGCUCCCCACCUGCCGCAGGAACCCGUGACAAGCUCUUGUGCUCUAGCAGAACACUACAGUGACUGGUUUCCCUGAGUUGCUGCUGGUGGUUACAGCACUUGCUAGGUUGACUUGGUUCAGAGCCACGGCAGUCUUUCUUCUCUGAAGUGUGUUCCACGGAAUAUUGGAUGUGUAUACUUGUAUAGACUCUGUAAAUAUGUGUUCUUUUCUGUUAUGGGUUCAUAUAACUUUUUCCUUUUUUUCCUUUGAAGUUUGCUGGGGUUAAAGGGAUUACAGGUAGAUCUUGACAGCAGCUACAGGUGAGAGGGGCUCAGUUUUCUGCAACACUAUGAAGUGCCAAGUGCUGCAAUUUUGGCCUCUGAGGAGGUGACACUUUCUCUAGCACUUGCAACUCUUGGAAAGGGAUCCAGGUGUGGGGUAGAAGUGUGAGCAAGCCCUUUGAGUUCUCUCCCCCCCCCCACCCCCCAAUCUCCUCCACAGUGGUGGCAUGCAUUUCAGGAGACAAAGACCUGCUUGCCAUAGUCAAGGCAGAGUGUCACAUGCACAACAUGGAAAUGGUGCUAAAAAGAACCAGAACCACUGGCAUGACCUGCCCGUUCUCAAGUUCUCUUGACUUGGGUUGCCUCUGUCCCUUGUUUGCUCCUUUGUCCCAAACCUGUCUAUUUGUAGCGGCUUGAACAGGUCAGGGCAAGGCCCCCUACCCCCUCAAACUGUUUACUGACCUGUUGGUCUUGUAUACGACUGGCAAGUGCUUUAGAUCCAAGUAGUGUUGCUUCAAAUUGUGCCCCUCCCAACAUGCUUGAUGUUUGGCCUGAUCUACAGGCAAAAGAAAUGAGAAAAAUCAACCCGUAAACUUCUUAAGAAUCCCGCCCCCGCCCCGCAACAGGCUGCCAGGAGGCACCUGGAGUCGAGUGCAGGGCCGCUCUGCUUGGGCGCUCUGCAGUCUGACGUGGUAUCUGCAGUGCCACACUUUCUUGCCCUGAGAAUUCCCCUGAUUCACCUUCCAUUGACAACUGAGAGCCGCCACUCCAGUGUGCACCACCCGUUUCCUGGCGAUCUGUGCUGGAACCACGUGCCUCCUGGCAGCCCCAUUCGGAGAGAAAAUGUUUGCCCAACUCCAGAGUAGCGUAGCCAAAGCUGCACUUCAAUCCAGCCCAGCUGCUGAGGACCUUCCUGGGGCUGCAACAGGCAGGCUCUGUGUGCGUCGGGGGGGGGGGUGGGGGUCGGGGGGGGGCAAGGGUUAGAUGGGAAAUUCUGACCAAAAGCAAAAUCUUGCUUCUCUUCUGCAGCCAGUUUGUCGUCCCAGCAGCAGGGUGUCAGAGAGAGGGUCUUUUGGUGCAGAGGGACGUGUGCGGACGUGUUGGAUCUUGUGAACACGCACACCUGAUGCUGAUGCCCUGUGCCAUGAGUGGGGGGUGGGCUGCUGUGCCCCACGCUGCUCUUGAAGCACAGCAUUUUUAAGUCGGAAGUAGUAUUACUUUAAACAGGGCCUCCUAGAAGAGGGAGUGGCUCUGGCAUAGAUUCUUGAGCUUUGCUUUCAGGUGGCUUUUUUGGGUCAGGAAGCCACCUGGUGCUCGCUAGUCGCCCUCUCUCUCUCUAGGGCAUAGAAGGACUUGUAAAUGGAAAGAUGCUCCAGAUGAUGACUAGGUAGACCCUGGUCUUUUUUUUUCUCCCGUCUAAAAAUAGAUCCUAAGGAUGUUGUAUGUGAAGGUAACUUGGCUGCCAUCUUCAUGGGCUGCAGCAGUCGAGAGCAAUCUCUUGGGUGUGCUGUGGCAUUCCCAAGGAAGCAGUUGUGCAGGUGCCUUGUGGCUGGCUUCACCCCUCGAGGCCUUGGAGCUGGGGAGGGGGCAAGCCAGCCUUGAGCUCCAUGCCUCGGUGUGCUCUUCCCAAAAGAUGCCACACUUGCCAACGGAGGGGGGGGGGAGGGGUGGUCUUACUUGGCGCUUUUAAUUUAUUCAGAAUGAGAUGGGAGCAUCUUUUCCUCUGCCCCUCUGGCCUUUGUGUCAGGAGCUGGGUAAGAUCUUGGAUGGGACACAAGGGCCGAGGUGUUAACAUCUGACAUCUCAUUCUGAUUUUCUUUUAGGGGUGGGUCUGCCUGCACAGGAGCUGCUGAUAAUCUGCCAGCUAAGGGAGAUGCUGUGUGGCAGAUGUGCGCCACAACCCUUGUCUUGCCUUUGGGGGCACAUCUGUUGCCAGCAGUAGGCUGACCUGUGCUGCUGGUGCCGAGAGUGCCACUGUCGGGGGUACAAAAGGAACGCUGCUCAUGGGGCAAAACUGCCUUCUCCAUCCUGGCAGUUUCAGAAGAUCAAGACAACGGUGCUUGCAGUGCCAUCUCUCUCUGUGAUCUCGGGGUUGGGAAGGUGGCCGAACCCGCCCCCCCCCGCCCCCUUUGGCAGCAUUCUAGGAUCCUGUGCAGGCAGCUGGGGGUGGGGCGGGGGGGGUGGGGGGGCGAAUAUACCAAGAUACAGCCUGCUGUAUUUUAACCAGGAACUGGGGGGGGGGGGAGGAGAAUCUGGAAAAAAGUCACUAUUCCCUUUAUUAAAACUGGAAAAUUGGGGUGGGGGGAAGGGAUGUUUGUGUUCAGUUUAAGCAACAUGGUGUUUUCAUUGGUCCUCAAUCCAGGCUAUGUUCGCUGUGAUGAACAGGGGGGACUAGAAUUGGAAAGGGGUGGGGUGGGGUGGGAGGGAGAAUGAACUUUAUUUUGGAAACUAGUAAUUGGCAAAUGUCCACUUGAGCUCAGGUUUUGGUUCAGUGUGUGUUUCUGUACACAAAUAUAUGGUGAAAUGCUGAUGGUAAUGGUGCUGGAAAGCAAAAGUGCUGAAUGGUAAAAUCCAGGCUUAUUUUAAAGAAGAGAAUGAGCUCAAUAAAAAUUCACUGGGACUUGAA
Eublepharis macularius is the source of this 5496-nucleotide messenger RNA. RefSeq names its product DEAD-box helicase 6 (gene DDX6). Lineage: Eukaryota; Metazoa; Chordata; Lepidosauria; Squamata; Eublepharidae. Gene Ontology annotation, molecular function: mRNA binding; RNA helicase activity; ATP binding. The coding region runs from base 417 to 1868 and encodes 483 amino acids. The transcript has 14 exons. The record is from RefSeq and is a predicted model, not a curated record. Gene Ontology annotation, cellular component: cytoplasmic stress granule; P-body. Gene Ontology annotation, biological process: P-body assembly; cytoplasmic stress granule assembly.